AUGGUAGUAAUAGGGUUGUUUGUCAGAGCUGAAUUGGAAAACGCCUCUGAAGUCAAGGUUGGACCCGACCAUGUGUGGAGCCUGAACCUUAGGGAAUCAGAUGGCUUUGAAAAGAGGGACAACGUAACCCUAACUGCGUCGGAGUUGGCGGAUACUGGAAACAGCAGGAAUUCGGUGAAUUUGUGCGUUAAUUUUAAGGAAUCCAGAAGAAAGGCGACAAUAACACUGCGCAAUGUGAAGGAUGUUACUAGGGAUUUUUUCCCAUACAACAACGAUUACUCGUGCCUGGUUGCCUUUGAUUGCCGUGGUGUGGAUAUAAUGUCCUGGAAUCCUAACGGAGGAUACUCGGUGGUUUGUGACAGUGGCAAUGUCAUCGAUGACGUCACUUUCGAGGACGGAUCCUGGGUUGGAUACGACGAGAAAUCUGGAAAUUGUGUGUCAGUUUUGAACCUGGAGUAUGAACUCAAGGUUAUUCCAUGAACCCACACACUCACCACCUCCAAGCUUAAUUUUAAAUUUCUAAAUUUUCAAAUAUUUAAAUAUUUUAACAAAUAA
This is a messenger RNA of Theileria parva strain Muguga, 555 nucleotides long. RefSeq lists its product as uncharacterized. NCBI's taxonomy places the organism in Eukaryota, Apicomplexa, Aconoidasida, Piroplasmida, Theileriidae. Gene Ontology annotation, molecular function: zinc ion binding. The coding region runs from base 1 to 480 and encodes 159 amino acids. The record is from RefSeq and is a predicted model, not a curated record. The transcript has 2 exons.